Messenger RNA from Bradysia coprophila, 2030 nucleotides. RefSeq names its product excitatory amino acid transporter 3-like. The record is from RefSeq and is a predicted model, not a curated record. Gene Ontology annotation, molecular function: neutral L-amino acid transmembrane transporter activity; glutamate:sodium symporter activity; L-glutamate transmembrane transporter activity. Gene Ontology annotation, cellular component: plasma membrane. NCBI's taxonomy places the organism in Eukaryota, Metazoa, Arthropoda, Insecta, Diptera, Sciaridae. Gene Ontology annotation, biological process: L-glutamate transmembrane transport.
AAACGAGAUAUUCUUGUUUUUCAGUUAAGAAUAAUUUUUCGUUGCGUGUUAAGGUGUAUUUUGCUACCUGUCGAAACUAUUACAAAGAAUUGUUUCAUGAAUUUUUGUUUUUUAUUUACUGUGUUGAUCUAUUGAAAAGAGUAAAACCGUGAAAGAAGUUUGUGUCAAUUUUAUAAUCAACAGAGUUUACAUUCGCAGAUCAACCAUGAAAAACUCUAGAAUUAGGCAAACAAUUGAGAAAAAUCUAUUACUUCUGACAACAUUGGCUGGUGUUAUCAUUGGAAUAAUUUUGGGAAUUGGAUUACGAUCGAGUGGCCUAUCCGACAGUCAGAAAUUGCUGAUAUCAUUUCCCGGUGAAUUAUUUUUGCGAAUGUUAAAAUUGCUCACACUGCCGCUACUGAUAUCAAGUUUAGUAACCGUGACAGCUAGCCUUAAUAGUCAACUGGGUGGCAAGAUCAUGUUAAGAACGUUGAUUUUAUUCGCAUUGACAUCGUUUCUAACGGCCAGCAUGGGCAUUUCAUUAACAUUUUUAUUUCGAUCUGAGAAUAAUCAUUCGACGACGAAUACGGCAGUCAACGCAACCGAUGCCAAAGAAUCCAAAAUUUUGGAUAGUUUUCUCGAUUUGGGAAGAAAUUUCUUCCCAGAAAAUUUGUUCCAAGCCACAUUCCAGCAAGUACAGACCGUCUACAGAGAACAUAAAGACGAGAAUGGCACAAAUUCGAAAUUAGUUAGAGAACUGAUUUAUCGAAACAGUCCGAACACGCUGGGACUGGUAAUAUUCUGCUUAAUAUUCGGCACAAUUGCCAAUUCGAUUGGCGAAAAGGGCGAUGUGAUUCGAGUGUUCUUUUCGGCUGUAUUCGAUAUAUUGCUGAAAAUAACCACAAAAGUGAUGUGGUUGAGUGGAAUUGGCGUUUGCAGCAUCAUUGCUGAUAAGCUUCUGAGUGUGGAUAAUUUACCAGAAGUCUUAUCACAGCUUGCUCUGUUUGCAUUUUGUGUGAUUUUUGGCGUUUUUAUCCAUCAAUUGAUUAUCAUGCCGGCCAUAUACUAUUGUUUCCUUCGAAAGAAUCCGUACACAUUCUUCUGGAGUUUGAUAGAAGCAUGGGUAACUGCAUUUGCUGUUGCGUCAGCAGUCGUCACAUUACCCACUACGAUGCGAUGCAUGAUCGACAAAAUGAAGCACGAUGAGCGAAUAGUUAAAUUCGUGCUGUCGUUAGGAAUAUAUUUGAAUACCAACGGAACAGCAAUGUUUAUGUCGAUAGCGUCAGUGUUCGUAGCACAUUUAAAUGGCAUAACGCUGGGCUUUGAUUCAUUGUUCAUUGUUCUCAUCACAUCGACUGCUUUGUCAAUGGCGAUGCCAUCCAUUCCGAGCGCUUCAUUGGUGAUGUUACUGAUCAUAUUGGAUUCAAUUAAUAUUGAUCCCAGCAAUGUGUCACUGUUGUUUGGCAUUGAUUGGAUUCUGGAUCGUUUCCGUACAACCAGCAACGUAUUAGAUGAUUGCCUUGCGGCUGCUGUUAUAGAAAAGCUCAGUGAAAAAGAGCUCAAAAGUUUGGAUGCGCACAAAACACAAUCCGAAGGAUCUCGUUCACAUGCAACACAAUCAGACUCAUCAGUUUAAGAUAAAAGAACAAUUAUUUAGUUUCCCAUGCGAAAGUUGACCAUUACAUAGCAAUUGGCCCACCAGCGAAAAUGAUCCAUUACAUCUGGACUAUUUUCGCCUUAUUUUUUUCACUUUCUUACGUGAUGUCAAAUUUCGCAUGCGUAAUUCGCAUUCGGCUCGGAUAACUUCUACUCUAGUCGAAAAGACAGUUACCGAAGCUUGUUGCUCAAAGACACUCUUGUGAGUUAGCUUUUAUCACACAAUUUUUACCUCAUGCAAUGAAUUACUUUCGCACCAUCCAAUGUAACCUACUGUUCCUGUUUUGAUUAUUUUUGAGGAGACAUUGUUAACAAAUUUUUUGUUUUAUCGCAGCAUAUUCGUACACGGAAUAAAUAAUAUCGGUGUGCCGAUCUACCAACAGCUGGUGUCCAUU